Pteronotus mesoamericanus is the source of this 738-nucleotide messenger RNA. RefSeq names its product calpain small subunit 2 (gene CAPNS2). Lineage: Eukaryota; Metazoa; Chordata; Mammalia; Chiroptera; Mormoopidae. The record is from RefSeq and is a predicted model, not a curated record. Gene Ontology annotation, molecular function: calcium ion binding. The transcript has a single exon. Gene Ontology annotation, cellular component: calpain complex. The coding region runs from base 1 to 738 and encodes 245 amino acids.
AUGUUUCUCGCAAAGGCUUUUUUGGAAGGAGCGGAUAGGGGCCUUGGGGAAGCCUUUGGAGGCCUUCUUGGAGGCGGCGGUCAGCGAGGAGGAGGAAAUAUUGGAGGGCUGGUUGGAGGCAUUGUGAAUUUUAUCAGCGAGGCUGCAGCUGCUCAGUACACCCCAGAGCCGCCCCCCACCCAGCAGCAUUUCACCAACGUGGAGGCCCACGAAAGUGAGGAAGUCAGGCGGUUCCGGCACCAAUUUGCACAGCUGGCGGGACCGGACAUGGAGGUGGGUGCCACCGAUCUGAUGAACAUUCUCAACAAAAUCCUUUCUAAGCACAAGGAUCUGAAGACCGACGGCUUUAGCCUCGACACCUGCCGAAGCAUCGUGUCCGUCAUGGACAAUGACACGAACGGGAAGCUGGGCUUUGAGGAAUUUAAGUAUCUGUGGAACAACCUGAAGAAAUGGCAGUGUGUGUACAAGCAGUAUGACCAGGACCACUCUGGGUCCCUGAGCAGUUCUCAGCUGCGGGGGGCUCUGCAGGCAGCCGGCUUCCAGCUCAACGAGCAGCUGUACCAGAUGAUCGUCCGCCGGUACGCCGACGACGACGGGAGCAUGGACUUUAACAACUUCAUCUGCUGCCUGGUCCGCCUGGAUGCCAUGUUCCGAGCCUUCAAAUCCCUGGACAGAGAUGCGGAUGGGCUGAUCCAGGUGUCCAUCCAAGAGUGGCUGCAGCUGACCAUGUACUCCUGA